AUGGGGUCAGCGUCAAGUAGUCUUGAUAGCAGCACGGCUGGGUAUCACAUCCUAAAGGCAUGCCACCUUAUUUUUGUUCAAGAGGGGUCACCAGGUCAGAAGGCCGGACUUGAGGCAUUUUUUGAUUUCAUAGUGUCCGUCGGUGAUAUAAGAUUGGACAAUGAAAGCAUCAAGGACGUGUUGGCGAAGUACAAGGACACGCCAAUGCAAUUGGAGGUGUAUUCCUCCAAAACACAGGAAUUUCGCGAGGUCACGCUGAUUCCCAGCUCUGAUUGGGGUGGUCAGGGUCUUCUAGGACUUAGCAUUCGUUACUGCUCCUUUAAGGGUGCUAGCGAAAAUGUCUGGCACGUGCUUGAUGUCUCCCCCGGCUCUCCUGCUGCCAUGGCUGGGCUACAACCCUUCUCGGACUACAUCAUUGGCACUGAUGCUCUCCUUACUGAUUCGGAGGACUUAUUCUCCGUGGUGGAGGCGCACAACGGCCAACCGCUACGGCUCUACGUCUACAACAGCACUACUGAUCAGUGUCGUGAGGUGAUGCUCAUUCCUAACCUUUCUUGGGGAGGUGAUGGCAUGCUUGGCUGCGAAAUUGGCUUUGGCUACCUCCACCGAAUUCCCCCACCACCAUCAUCGGCCCUUAAUGGCACUCACGCUCAUCCUCCCCUCAGUGCUGCUGCUACUGCUGCUUCGACUUCGGUUACUAUGCCAAAUAACGGACUGUCAGGUAACCAACCGCCGUAUCAGUCGUCACUGCCGUCACAGCAGCCGCCUCUCUGCAAUCCGACUUCUCCUCCACCCCCACCUUCUUCUCUUCCGCCGCCACUUCUGUCUCCGCAAUUUCCACCGACUGAAGUGACGAAUGGUUUACCAUCACAUCCGCCACCGGCGUACCCAUCGGUGGAAUCAAUAGGCGGAGUGGCACUGGCGCCACCAGCACCACUACCGAGCAAUUUGUUUGAGGGUAUCACUUUCACUCCACCCUCCACCCCACCCGCCCUUGUUCCGCUCGCGACCGAUCGACACGAGGCCCCGGUGGAACCACCACCGCUUUUCACGACAGCACCUCCAGUAUCGGUGGAGGCUCAACAACAGAUGGCACCGCCUCCGCCUCAGGCACCGCUGACCUCCAUAUUCGCUCCACCGCUUCAGCCACCUAUGCCACCACAGAUGCAGUCAUCUGGUCCGGCUACUGCGCCAGCUUUCUCAGUCCCGCUUAUUCCGACCACCAAUAUUGCCCCGCCGGGAAUGCCACCGAUUUCUGUGCAGAUGCCUCCCGCCGAUCUUUGUACUGACUGGUCAACCACUGGCACCCUAGGCUACGACAGGACGGAUGGUCUCCUUCACCUUGCCCUCCAACCCUCCGUCCCGUCCCCACCUUCGUCAAUUUUGUUCUUGACUGUCGGUUCGCGUUUCCCCUCCCCCCUUUCCCACCCUUAA
Messenger RNA from Echinococcus granulosus, 1434 nucleotides. RefSeq names its product Golgi reassembly-stacking protein 2. Gene Ontology annotation, molecular function: protein binding. The transcript has 6 exons. Gene Ontology annotation, biological process: Golgi organization. The coding region runs from base 1 to 1434 and encodes 477 amino acids. Lineage: Eukaryota; Metazoa; Platyhelminthes; Cestoda; Cyclophyllidea; Taeniidae. Gene Ontology annotation, cellular component: Golgi apparatus. The record is from RefSeq and is a predicted model, not a curated record.